AAUGAAAACAUGGAUUAUUUUUAAUUGGAUGAGAGAUUCACAACGAGAAACCAGAAUUGCUGGAUGGGGCCAGGGUGGUGAGUGGCAUCUGGAACUCUGGAAAGUCAUCCGUCAAGGACAACCAUGCCCAACACCAGCAUACAGAGUGGCCAGGAUUGAGUCAAUGAUGCUUGAGUUCUCAGUGAGCCAGAAGGAUGGAUGGCUGGGCAGAGGGGCUGGAGCCUCUGAGUUCCCAGAAGUCUCCAUCUUACCUUCCAGAAUGGCUGCCCCUGGACAAAGAUCUUUCGUUUGAGUUCUUCCCACCAAGCAGUGGUUCCCAAACCUGGCUGCCCCCUAGAAUGACCAGCUUUUUAUAAAGACGAUUCUAGGAAGCCCUGCUGGCAAUUGAGUCGCUUGGCCUGGAACGGGGCCCAGAAGUCUAGAUUUUGAACAAGCUUUCUUGCCGCCAGGACAGGAAAGUGUUUGGGAUCUCAAGGGACCCUGUCCAUCCCUCCCCAGCUGCUCUCUCCACUCUGCACUGGGUGAAUCUGUUAACACUGCUGCUCCCUCCCCAGAAUGUGGUCCCCCCAAAGGGCAGGGACUCAGGCGGCUUUGGGUACCAGGGACACAGCACAGUGCCUGGCGUGGAAUGAGAAGGCACUAAACAUUUGUGGAAGGAAGGCUGGACAGACAGGCAGGCAAGCUGCCUUUUCCCAUGUGGGCUUUUCUGGGAAAGAAAAGCUUCUAUUUCUGGAAGGAGCUGCUGUGACUGAGACAAGAUCAUUGCAGCAAAGGAAGAAAGGCCAGUGGGGGAGGGAAAGGCUCAUGAUCCCCCAGACCACAUUUUCUUUUAAAAGACUCCUCCAUAACUUUAAUAACAAAGUCACAACAACGGGACUGAAGUGUGACUAUUUGCCCGGGUUAGCAUCAUAUCCCCAUUUUACAGAUGAUGAAAGGGAGGUCCAGGGAGCUGGUCUGCGAACACAGCAUUAUGAAAUGACCCAGCUGAGACUCUGCAGCCAGAGUGUGUAACCGCCACCCGACCUGCCCCUCACCUCUCACAGGUGUGGCAGCCCAGUUCUGGAGAAAACAUCCUGCCUAUUUGAGAAGUACCCAUUUCUAUCUUAGAAGCAUCCAGCAAAAAUAAGUCAAUAGCUGAGGAAAUCAGGGGAGAGCAAAAGGCCCCUCAAGAAAGAGAGCAUUGUACACCUCUCCAAACAGGCUAUUUCCUGUCUAAUUUUUAUUCCCCUGCUGUGUGCUGAAGGUCACUGGUUACGUCUGCACAAACCAGCGAAGUCACGAUAAAGGAACACUUGGCCAGGAAAAUGGACCAGAGUGGAGAGGAGGAGGGGACAGAGGAGGAGGAGGUGAGCCAAUUCAACAAGGGACGGUCCGGCCUGCUUUCCCUCCCUAAACCGGCCCAAUGACCUUCCUCGCUCACAGUGACCACUCCUCUGGGCUGGCUUCCUGCAGGCCCACAAACAGCCCAGUCUCAGGAGCCAGCCUGCGUUCCUGCCUCCAGCUUGGGCGCUGCUCGCACUUCCCAGGAAGGAAAGCUCUCUUGAAAGGGCUGGAAAGGUGCCUGACUCCCGCCAUGUUGGCGCUGCUGUGUGCCUUCCUGCUCCUGGCGGCCGGCGCCUCGGACCCUCGGGCGGAGCCCAGCUCUAAUACGACGGAGCAGAUCCGCGACAUGCACGCCAAAGUGACGGAGAUCUGGCAGGAGCUGCUGCAGCGGCGGCAGGGGGGCAGCGGCCGGGAUGCUGCGCUCCACGCUGCCUGCCACGUGCAGCCGUCGGCCACGCUGGACGCCGCGCAGCCCCGAGUGACCGGCCUCGUGGUCUUCCGGCAGCUCGUGCCCGGCGCCAAGCUGGAGGCCUUCUUUGACCUGGAGGGCUUCCCGGCCGAGGCCAACGGCUCCAGCCGCGCCAUCCACGUGCACCAGUUCGGGGACCUGAGCCAGGGCUGCGACUCCACCGGGGCGCACUACAACCCGCUGGCCGUGCCGCACCCGCUGCACCCGGGCGACUUCGGCAACUUCGCCGUGCGCGACGGCCACCUCUGGAAGUACCGCGGCAACCUCGCCGCCUCGCUCAGCGGCCCGCACUCGAUCGUGGGCCGCGCCGUGGUGGUCCACGCGGGCGAGGACGACCUGGGCCGCGGCGGCAACCAGGCCAGCGUGGAGAACGGCAACGCGGGCCGCCGGCUCGCUUGCUGCGUGGUGGGCGUGUGCGGGCCCGCGCCCUGGGCGCGCCAGGCGCAGCAGCACGCCGAGCGCAAGAAGCGGAGGCGCGAGAGCGACUGCAAGGCCGCUUGAGCGCGUCCCCCGCCCCCCGGCGGGCGCCCGAGACCCCCUCCACUCUCUGACACCCCCCCCCAUGAGCCUUGAGACCCCUCUGUGCGUCCCGAGACCCUCUCCACGCCCCGACACCGAUCCAUGCGCCUCAGACCCCCUCCACGCCCUGACACCCAUCCAUGCACCUCAAACCCUCUCCACCCCCUGACAGCCCUCCGUGCGCUUCAGCCCUCCUUGCACCACAGACUCCCUCCAUACCCUCACACCCCUCCAUGUGUCCUGAGGCCCCAUCCAUGCUCCCCGAGACUCUCCCCACUUGAGUGUCUCCCUCUGCUCCUAGGCACACCUUCCAACCUGAGGUCCCCCCUCUGCCAUGGCUGAGGGCUCCCUGAAAAUCCCUCCAUCAUGAGAUCUCCAACCAUGUAUGCUCCACCCCUCUCUAUCCUGAGGGCAGCCUCUGCCUUCUUAGCCCUCCACCCCGAGUUCUGAGGACCCCCAGAGAUACUGAAAUGCCCCCAUCUACCCUGAGGGCUUCCCAGACUCCCCGAGAUCCUUUUCCAUCCUGACAGCCCCACUCCCACCCCAUGAGCCCUGAGAUCCCUCUAUGCCCUAAGGACCCAACUCCCCCGACCCCUUAGGCUCCUCCUAGGUUCUGAGACCCCUCCUGAGGUUGCCUUGCAUCCCCCCUCAGUCCCCAACCAUCACCUCCACACUCCACCAUCAUGUGCAGCCUGCAGUUGGGCGCCCCUGCCUGGCAUCUUCAGCGGUUUCCCGGCCACUGUCGCCCUGCAGAGAGCUGUUCCUUUGGGGGCUGUAUGACAAUCUUCAUGUUGCUCAUUAAAAACUCAGCAAUUCAGUACUGCAUCA
Molecule: messenger RNA, 3139 nt
Organism: Equus caballus (horse)
Lineage: Eukaryota; Metazoa; Chordata; Mammalia; Perissodactyla; Equidae
Gene: SOD3
Product: superoxide dismutase 3
Biological process (GO): superoxide metabolic process
Molecular function (GO): copper ion binding
Source: RefSeq, a predicted model, not a curated record